CCCGGAUUGUAUUCGUUUGUUUUCACUGCAUUCAGAUUUAUAAACAUCUUCAAUUCCGGACAUUUUGCAGAAGUAGACGAACAAUACGGACUGAAACGGUUGAUGUGUGAGAUAUUUCAUUCUUCAGACGUUGGUGGAAACGCGUUAUCCGUUAUGUGCGGUGUUUAUUUGACGUUAUAGCAAAGCUGGAGAGACUUUAGCAGACAUUAAUGCUAAUGCUAACAGCUGGCACAAAACAUAUGGGACUGGAUUUUUUUUGCACUCUGACUGUUUAUGGGGGAUUUUUAAAGAAUUAAAAAAAAGAAAGAAAGAAUGAAAGAAUCUGCCUAAAAUUUGUCUGUAAGCUAUUUACCCAGCUGGCUACAUGGCUGCUAAUAUAUCUUAUUAAAUAUCAAUAAUAUCAUGCUGUUUAGAAGCUAGCUAGUCAACCAGUGUCACGUGAUAUAGGAAAAAUAUCAAAUAUAACAUAUAUAACAAACCUAACAUUUUUUGCAGUUUGUUAUUUUUAUUUUUCUACCAUGCUCUUCUUCAAGCCGGACCUCUGACGCUGGAUGAUUGCGUCAUCACACGUCAUUGCUUCAUCUCGGGUUAGAUCACUCACCUGAGCUCUCAGGCUGAUUUGUGACAGUGCUGAUGAAGCAGGAGGAGCAGCAUGGCCAGCUGCUGGAAACCCACACACUCGUCUUUUAGAUGCUGGUUGUUGUUUGUGUUGUUUGUGUUUGUGUUGACGGUGGAGGGUGUGGGCGCUGAGGCUGCAAACAGCUCAGUGGAGGUGAAGCAGAAAGAUGGACAGUUUGACACCAGCUACUUUGACAAGGUGACCAGCGAAAUGCAGAUCAUCUACUCCUUCAACCACACCGUCACCCGCAACAAGACGGAGGGGGUCCGUGUGUCGGUGGAGCUGCUGUCAGAGGGCACUAAGAGCCCCGUGUUGUUUGUCGUGAGGCAGAAACAGGCCGUGCUCUCUUUCCAAGUUCCACUCAUCCUGCGAGGCCUUUACCAGAGGAAGUACCAGUAUACGCAGGUGGGCCGAACUCUGUGCCAGCCCCCAACACGCGCACUCUCUGAGACCCAGUUCUUCUACGUGGACGUGUCCACUUUGUCCGCCUCCAGCGUCCAGUACCAGCUGCGGGUCAGCCGGGUAGAAAGCUUCACGCUGCAGACAAAUAAGAAGUUCAGCUUCAACGCAACUCCGUCUCAACCCCAGUUUUUCAAGUAUGAGUUUCCAGAUGGAGUGGACACGGUCAUUGUGAAAGUAAACUCGGAGAAGAACUUCCCCUGCUCCGUCAUGUCUGUUCAAGACAUCCAGUGUCCUGUGUAUGAUCUGGACAACAACGUGGCCUUUAUCGGGAUGUAUCAGACCAUGACCAAGAAGGCUGCCAUUACAGUGCAGAGGAAGGACUUUCCCAGUAACAGCUUCUACGUGGUGAUCGUGGUGAAGACGGAGGACGAGGCGUGCGGCGGGCCGCUCAGGUUCUACCCCCUCUCACCCGAUGAGCUGCUGGAUGCUGGAAACCGGAGCAAAACUCUGGAAGUGGUCGUCUCUCCUGCCAUCGACUCCGAGGUGUACGUUAUGGGAAUGCUGUUCUGUCUCGGCAUCUUCCUGUUUUUCUACGUAUUGACCUUCCUGUUGGCCUGCAUUGAAAACAAGAGAAUGCACAAAAAGAAGGAGGGGCUUCUGAAGCCAGCAGACAUGUCGCCGGCGGAGACAGGAAAAACUCCGGCCUCUCCAUAUGAAUAUGGCUCAUUCGCUGAUAACGCCAGUACGAUGAGCUCAGAACCCGUGACGGACAGUUUGGCCUCCACUGAUGCUAACUAUGGAUACAUGGGACAGGAGGCUUUCAAGCGUCGGCCAAUCAGCACACACCACAUAGUCAUCCGCUUUGAGCGCUCCUUGGACACAGUGGGUCGCUGCAGACAGGAGUCUCUGAGUUCAGUGGACGAGGAUGACUACGACACGCUGGCCGAUAUCGACUCGGACAAGAACAUCGUCCGCACCAAGAAGUACCUGUGUGUCUCUGAUCUGGCUCGGAAAGACAAGCGAGUGCUGAGCAAGAAGUACCAGAUUUACUUCUGGAACAUCGCCACCAUUGCCGUGUUCUACGCUCUGCCCGUGAUCCAGCUGGUCAUCACGUAUCAGACGGUUGUGAACGUGACAGGAAAUCAGGACAUCUGUUACUACAACUUCCUCUGUGCGCAUCCUCUAGGAGCUCUGAGCUCGUUCAACAACAUCCUGAGUAACCUAGGUUACGUUAUGCUCGGGCUGCUGUUCCUGCUCAUCGUGCUGCAGAGGGAUGUCGUGCACAAGCGUGCACUCAUGCGCAACGAUGUCACCGCGCUGGAGUGCGGCAUCCCCAAGCACUUUGGUCUGUACUAUGCCAUGGGUACGGCUCUGAUGAUGGAGGGGUUGUUGAGUGCCUGUUACCACGUCUGCCCCAACUACACCAACUUCCAAUUCGACACGUCGUUUAUGUACAUGAUCGCGGGUUUGUGUAUGCUGAAGCUGUAUCAGAAGAGACACCCGGACAUCAACGCCAGUGCCUACAGCGCCUACGCCUGUCUCGCUGCUGUCAUCUUCUUCUCCGUGCUGGGAGUGGUGUUUGGGAAAGGGAACACAGCGUUCUGGAUCGUCUUCUCAGUGCUGCACAUUGUGUUCACUCUGUUGCUCAGCACUCAACUGUACUACAUGGGCCGCUGGAGGCUGGAUACAGGGAUCUUGCGCAGGAUACUUCAUGUAAUCUACACAGACUGUAUUCGCCAGUGCAGUGGACCCAUGUACAUAGAUCGCAUGGUGCUACUUGUGAUGGGCAACAUUGUGAACUGGUCUCUGGCUGCAUACGGUCUCAUUAAAAAGCCAAAUGACUUUGCUUCAUACCUGCUGGCCAUCGCCAUCUGUAACCUGCUGCUGUACUUCGCCUUCUACAUCAUCAUGAAGCUGCGGAGUGGUGAACGGAUCCAGUGUUUGCCGCUUGUGUGUAUUCUCUUCACGGCUGUAGUUUGGAGCUUCGCUCUUUUUUUUUUCUUUCAGGGACUCAGCACCUGGCAGAAAACGCCGGCGGAGUCCCGUGAGCACAAUCGCGACUGCAUCCUCCUCUCAUUCUUUGACGAUCACGACAUCUGGCACUUCCUGUCCUCAAUCGCCAUGUUCGGCUCCUUCCUGGUACUGCUGACGAUGGACGAUGACCUGGACACGGUUCAGCGAGACAAAAUCUAUGUCUUCUAGCACCUUCUUGAGUAAUCAUAGAAAUGUAUGUUCUUCGCCUGAUCGCAGGCGUUCUAACAGGUGGGGGCGGGGCUCCCUAUGGUACAUUGAUGCUGAUAGGACACUGAAUGUGCCAAUCAAACCUGCCACAUUAUCACAACGCUGGCCAAGACAACGAGAUUCAGCGGCUCCGAGCAGAGAGAUGAAACCUGCCAAGCAAACAGCAAUGCAUUUACACACCGCUGGUGUUUUCACUGUAUGCUGAGAGUGUGUGUGUGUGUGUGUGUGUGUGUGUGUGUGUGUGUGUGUGUGUGUGUGUGUGUGUGUGUGUGUGUGUGAGUGUGUGUGAGUGUGUGUGUGUCCUGUCAACCUGUGGCCUUCUGUGUUUUUGAUCUUUGGUCCUGUGGGAUGGACUGAUUGUAGCUCACUGUAAUUGAGUACGCCUUUUCUAAGGAGGAAGAGGAGGAUGAUGAUGAUUGAAGAAGGAAUCUACUUUGUAAUGUCUGUAACAAAAAAAAAGAAAUGCUUUUAAUGACAAAGACGGUUACUGAAUAAAGUAUUUGUAAGUUUUUCAAUACUGUGAA
Molecule: messenger RNA, 3786 nt
Organism: Pangasianodon hypophthalmus (striped catfish)
Lineage: Eukaryota; Metazoa; Chordata; Actinopteri; Siluriformes; Pangasiidae
Gene: sidt2
Product: SID1 transmembrane family, member 2
Exons: 27
Coding region: 653-3223 (856 amino acids)
Cellular component (GO): membrane
Source: RefSeq, a predicted model, not a curated record